GCGAAUGACAGUUUCGUUCGCUAUCUUUGCAGCAUUUUGUCGCUAUUUUAUGGCAUCGCAAUCUUUUCUAACUGUCAGUUAAAAUUACAACAUAAUUGAAAAUAAGAAGCAUCAAUAUGUUUAAGGCUAUCUCUUCUAUAUAUUGUAAUGUCUCAAAAGUAACUAACAUUCGACAAUAUGGAAAACACAACAAGAAGUAUUUGUACAAGGAUGGUGCCAAAGUUCAAAAUAUUAUGUACUAUCCCGGCGAAAACUGCCCCUUGAACCUGCACAAAACAACUGAAAAAUAUAAACUGUUCGAAGUACGAAGAAUUAAGUCCUUGAAAGGUUGUCCAUAUUGGGAGAAACGGAUUCUGAGAGAUCUGGAUUUAUAUGAUUCAAAUGCAAUAGCUGUUGUGAAGAAUAUUCCUGAAAAUAACGCCAGAUUAUGGAAAGUGAAACAUCUGAUUAAAGUGUCUCCUAUCAGAUUUCCCUUUGGAGAACCUACAGAGUCAGAUAUCAAUUACACAUUUAUAAACGAGAAUGGUGAUUGUGUAGUUGUUAAGGAGAUAAGAACUCGCACUACACGUGAUAAUCGUAUGGAAGCAGCAAUUGAUUUUACUAAAAAUCAAGAAAGAAUGGAUGGAGAGACACUUCAGAAGGAUUCACGUUUAAAGUGGCAAAAUACGUGGUAAUUUUGUCAUUUAGAGGUUGAUAAACAAUAAAAUGAGUUUGACACAGAAA
Molecule: messenger RNA, 723 nt
Organism: Malaya genurostris
Lineage: Eukaryota; Metazoa; Arthropoda; Insecta; Diptera; Culicidae
Gene: mRpL30
Exons: 3
Coding region: 117-674 (185 amino acids)
Biological process (GO): translation
Cellular component (GO): large ribosomal subunit; mitochondrion
Molecular function (GO): structural constituent of ribosome
Source: RefSeq, a predicted model, not a curated record